AUGCCCACUGCCGUUCUGCUUGACGCAAUAGCGCCGCCUACUAUAAAGAGCGGCGUCGUGCCUGUCGUCUUUUGUCGUCUUCUCUCGACUCAGUACACCAUGUCCCAGCCGAUGCUCGCCGAUUAUCGACCUUAA
Messenger RNA from Colletotrichum lupini, 135 nucleotides. RefSeq lists its product as uncharacterized. Bases 1 to 135 code for a protein of 44 amino acids. The transcript has 3 exons. NCBI's taxonomy places the organism in Eukaryota, Fungi, Ascomycota, Sordariomycetes, Glomerellales, Glomerellaceae. The record is from RefSeq and is a predicted model, not a curated record.